UAAUUAUACUGUUACAUUAUUAUUAAACAGAAAGUCAAUUGUUCUUUUAAUAAGCAUAACUGAAAUUAUUGGAUUGGCGAGCUCAGUUUUUCAGUUUAGGCCGCGCUGUGCGUGAGAACGCACUAUACCAUGAAGUUCAAUAUCAUACUGUUACUGAUUAUUUGUAUUUACGUGCAAAAUGUUAACUCCAUAUCCUUCACCGAUUUCAUAGCUACAAAGUUUACAGAAUUAGCGGAUUCAUUUGCUAAAUCGUUCGUGACUAUGACUGACAAACUGUCUUCAAUAUUUUUCACAAAGCGGAAGUGUCGUAGACCAAUGACUACUGUAAUGCAGAGAAAUGGCGGCCACGUCACAAAAAAAUACAUUCAGUGGAAGAAACCAAGCGCGGAGCAAGUUGAAAACGUGUACAUGACAACUCCUCAGCUGAUCACGUACCACCGCCGAAGAGUGGAGACCCACACCGUCACCACGACUGAUGGAUACUUCUUAACACUUCACAGGAUCCCUUCACCAGACAAGAUCAACUCAACCCAGCCUCUAAAAGAUCAAACGGUGCUGUUACACCAUGGACUACUUGGAAGCUCAGCGGACUGGAUACUCAAUGGCCCUAAUAAAUCCCUUGCGUACAUGUUAUCUGAUCUUGGCUGUGAUGUCUGGAUGGCCAAUGCUAGAGGAAAUUACUAUUCAAGAGGCCAUGUCUUCAAAAAGAGCUCACCAGCAUACUGGGACUUUACGUUUAAGGAGAUAGGACAGUACGAUUUAUCAUCUGAAAUCGAUUAUAUAUUUGGAAUUAAGAAAAAUUUAAAGAAAAUCAACUUAAUAGGACAUUCUAUGGGAGCUUCCGCUAUAUUGGUAUUACUUUCGAAUGUUCCUAAGUACAACGAUCUUAUAAGGAUGGCGAUACUGAUAGGUCCUUUGGCACACAUGACGAAUAUCCAUGGAUCCAUAAAAUGGCUAACGGCCCUAAGUUUGCAUUCUUCUGAUCAAAUAAUACAUAACAUUUUUGGCCGUGGAGAAUUUUUACCAGCCACUAAACUACCUAAAUGGCUUGUAAAGUAUAACAACUGCAAUGAAUCUGACGAGAUGUGUUCAAACCCAUUAUUCUUUUUGACUGGGCGACCCAGAAGUUAUGAGUUUGAAUCUGAUAAAAAAUUGCAACAGCGUAUAUUGCAUCAUGCGCCUGCUAGUGGGUCUACACGUACUAUUGUACAUUAUACGCAAUGUGCUCAAGCUGGCAAGUUUAAAGAUUUCGGAAGUAAAGGUAAAGAUUUUAACCUAGGAAAAAUCACAUCAUCACUAGCAAUAAUAAGUUCAACGGAUGAUUGGGUGUCAACAAUCUCAGACGCUCAAUCUAUACUGGCUAAGGUAAAACACCCCAUGGUCCAUCAUAUUAUACACAAUCGGAACAUAACUCAUUCAGAAUUAAUAUGGGGUUCUAGCGCCGUAAACACUACAUUUACAAAAGUGAUUAGUAUAUUGAUAAAUGGCUUGAUAUAUGAUAAUUACAAGAAAAAUAAAGUGCCACAAAACACUCCAAAAACAAUAAAUAACUAUAGAAAUGUUUCUAACAUCAAGAAUAUUUCAAAUCAAAACAUUUCCAAUAUUUUAAAUCGUGCAAACAGCUACGUCCCCCGAGUACCUGUAGUAGUAUCUAAAACAUCUACAGGUGUGAAAAUGACUAAUAAUAGUAAUGCAAAAAAUCUGAUCGUUGACAUUGAUAUGAAUUCUAAAAAGAAAAAUGAAGUAUUUGUCAGAUAUGAUGUUGUAGAGUCAGGUAACGCAACAUCUCCAAAAUCAACUGGAGUGAGCAGUGACACAAAAGCCAAUACUACACUAGACAAAGUUAGCAGUCCUGUCACUGCUACUACAACUGUAGAAAAAAGUGUUAAUACAUCAAACGGGACGAUUAAAUAUAAUAAAGAUGCAACAGAAAUAAAUAAUACAAAAUCUCUACUUGAUUCUAACACAACUGAUAUAAAUGAAAUAUUGACUGCCGAUGACCUACUGAAAAAUGAUUCAGUAAUACAAGAUGUUCAUAACGAUCUAAAUGAAUUAACGAACACUACUAUAAACGAUCAAUCUAAAAUGAUGCCUAUUAAUUUAACAUCUACCAUAGUAUCGACUAUAAAAGCUACAUAAUCUAAGCAAAUAUUAUUUUGUACCCAUAUUAUUUAUACCUAUGUUAUAAAUUUUUACUAAUUAAUCUAUGUAAUACCUGUACCAUGAAAUCGUAAUGUAAUUUUGUAUUA
Plutella xylostella (diamondback moth) is the source of this 2249-nucleotide messenger RNA. RefSeq names its product gastric triacylglycerol lipase. Lineage: Eukaryota; Metazoa; Arthropoda; Insecta; Lepidoptera; Plutellidae. Gene Ontology annotation, biological process: lipid metabolic process. The record is from RefSeq and is a predicted model, not a curated record.